AGAGCGGAAAGAUGGUAGAGAGAGGGGUGGAGCGAAAGAAAGAAGGACAAAGAGGGCAAUACGCGACGAGAACGGGAUGGAGAAUGUCUACAGUAGUAACGGCUGCGUAUACGAGGUUUUAACUCGCGGGGAAAAGUACGAGAGAGAGAGAGAGAAAGAGAGAGAGAGAGAGAGAGAGAGAGAGAGAGAGAGAGCACGAGCUUUCGUACUCUCAGUCGCGUGUGACACGCGGCCUCAGCUGCCACGGUUGGAAGCUGUCCGGCACGUUUUUCGCUUCCUCGAAGGCGAACGGACGCCGAGAGAACACCAAAAGGAAUUAGAUAAUAAAGAAAGUGAAAUAUAAUUAACGCGUUUAAUAUCGAAAGAUCAUCAACUUUCGACGCGAUAAGUUUUUUUUGUAAAAAUAAUCAGUGUCUUGUUAUUAAUGGAUAUUUCGACGAUCGUUCACGAUCGAACUAUUCAAAGGAAAAAGUUGUUCGAGUUUGAGGAAAUAGGAAAUUUCGUCACAAGAGAGGGGAAGGAAGGAAGAAAAAAAGAAAUUAGAAUCGAAGGAAGUAGAAAAGUUUUCUUAGAAUCGUUAAGAAAAGUCGAGAAAGCAGGAUAAAUCCGUUUCAAAUAGAUUUUAAUCGCGAGCUAAGGGUUAUCAAAGUUUUCACACCGGUCUUUAAGCGGGCUACGCGAGAAGAAGAAGAAAAAAAGAAGAAGAAAGAAAGAAAGAGGAGAAGGUGCAAAGAAGAAAUCAAGAGAAAUCGCGGGGAGUUUCGUUCGAAGGGAAUCGAGUUCUUGCGGACAAUGAUAUUCGUUAUCGGACUUCGAAGGGAAUAAGUUUUCUCGAAGGAAAAAAAAAGAAGAAGAGAAGGAGGAGGAGGAGGAGGAGGAGGAGGAGGAGAAACGGGAAUGAUUCGCGCGUGUCCAAGAAGAAAAAUGUCGUUUGUCGAAACUUGACUCUUUCCUUUUCGCCUAUGAUAUCUAUCCAACGGCCAACUUUUCUUAUGCGUCUUUCUAGCGAGAAGGAAGAACUUUACUAAAGAUUUCGUCGUCGAGUCCUCUCGAAGUACGAUAACGCGAUGAAGGAAAACGCAAUUUCGAAGGAGAGAAGUUGGAGGAUGAAUCGCGGAGAAUGAGUUUGCGUUUGGCGCCAAGUGUCGCGCGUCUAACCUUUGCUAAACCGUUGACGAGUACGACGAGUGCAAGGAGGAUAGAGAGAACGAGAAGAAAAUUGUCGUCUGGUUGAAACGUUCCAGCUGGUGUUGCUGCUCCUGCUGCUGCUGCCGCUGGAAACUCGUUAUCGUGUUCCAAGUGAAAAGCGAAAGGGUGUCGAUUACUAAAACUUUGACGAAUGUGAGAGAAGAAAAUGAUGUUCUGUCUUUACAUCUACUUUCGUCAAUUCUAACGCCAUCGUUAUAUUCUUCGGAAUAUAAUAUUUCUCUGUCGAAAACUGACGGGUGUCUUUGAAGAAAACAAGAGACAGAGAGAGAGAAGAAGUUGAUAAUCAAGAGAAGUCAGAACGAAAGUCUGAACGAUCAUGCGAGACAAAUUCGCAUUUGGUUCGGGCGUUCCGGACAUGCACGAGACUCUAUCCAACUUUCCGGAACAGUUUGGGGAUGGGCCGAGGAAGCCGGAAAUAAAGGUGGAAAUGCCAAAGGAGUCGGACAGAACCACGGACAACUUGAAAUGCGGCUGGUUUUGGUUCAGGCCAAUUUAUUUGCAGAAAUUCCGGACCGCCAAAUGGGCGCUCUUUUGGUUGUGCUGGGCAGGAGCCAUGCAAGGUAUGGUCGUCAAUGGCUUCGUGAACGUCGUGAUAACGACGAUCGAGAGGAGAUUCGGUCUGAGAUCGUCUCAAACUGGAUUGAUCGCCGGUGGAUACGACAUCGCGAGUUUUCUUCUUCUCGUGCCGGUCAGCUAUCUCGGUGGUCGUUCGAAGGCAUCGAAACCCAGGUACAUCGGCGUUGGCGUUCUAGUCUUAGGUUUAGGAAGUUUACUCUUCGCGUCGCCUCAUUACCUGGUCGGUUCCUACAGAGGUGGUCAACAAUCGGAAAACAUAUGUCAAAGGGUGAACAACGCGUCGACUCGUUCGGUAUCGUGCAGUGAUAUUAAUGGGGAAGCCGACGAACAGCAGGAACCUUACAGCGGAAUGUACUUAAUCAUUUUUUUGAUGGCCCAACUUUUACACGGUGCCGGAGCAGCACCGUUUUAUACUCUCGGUGUCACUUAUCUGGAUGAGAACGUUUCGAAGAAAAUGUCCUCGGUAUAUUUAGGUAUCUAUUACACAAUGGCGGUGAUAGGACCUGCUUUGGGAUACGUGGUCGGUGGGGAACUUUUAAAACUCUAUACAGAUUUUAUCAUCGUCGAUCCAUCCACAAUCGGAUUAACUCCGGAUAGCAACGUUUGGGUAGGCGCAUGGUGGAUAGGUUUUCUGGCAGCUGCAGUUAUUUGCUUUGUUAUCGCGAUACCGCUUCUGGCAUUUCCUCCAGCCUUACCGGGUUCGGAAGAAUUGGCUAAAGAGAGAGUAUCCGAGGCACACGCGAAACCAAGCAAAUCCUCGUCUCGUGAACCUGGAGAAGCCUUUUCGAAAAUUCGCGAACUACCACGUGCCAUGACGGAAUUGCUGACCAAUCCGGCAUUCUUCAUGUUAAACUUGGCGGGUGCCAGUGAGGGCUUGCUUAUAGCAGGUUUCGCUGCUUUCCUACCGAAACUGAUCGAAAAUCAAUUUAGCGUCAACGCCAGCUCAGCCGCGUUAUUGAUGGGAUUGGUGACGGUGCCCGCUGGCGGUGGUGGCACGUUCCUCGGUGGUUAUUUGAUAAAACGUUUGAAUUUAUCUUGCUCCGGUAUUUUGAAAUUCUGUCUCUUCUCUACGGCCGCUUGUAUAGUAUUCACCCUCUGUUUUGCACUGAGCUGUCCAAAUUUGAAUUUCGCCGGACUCACCGUACCCUAUCAUUCUCUUACAAAAAAAUCGUUAUCGUUGGAAGACUCUUGCAACACUGCCUGCGGAUGCUCCAGAUCAGAAUUUAAUCCUAUUUGCGGCAUCGAUGGGUUGACUUAUUACUCGCCGUGCCACGCCGGAUGUUAUCAGGAAAUAUCGAUGAACGACGUCAAAGUGUACGGUGAUUGCAGUUGUAUUCAGGGUACGGCAAAAAAUUUGACAAUUUUAAAUAGCAACGAAAAUAUCACUUACGAAGCUGUAAACACAACCUGCACAAGCACCUGUUCUUAUUUAUGGCUCUUCGUCGUUCUCGCUUUCUGUAACAUGUUCGUUACGUUUCUCUGUACGAUGCCAGCUCUGUCCUCGACCCUUAGAGUUGUACGGGACGAUCAGAGAUCCUUCGCUCUUGGUAUACAAUGGAUAAAGGUUCGAAUUCUUGGCACGAUACCUGCUCCUAUGGUCUUUGGUGCGCUCAUCGACGAAACUUGCAUCCUGUGGCAAGAGAAUUGCGAAGGAAGAGGGGCUUGCCUUGUCUACGAUAAUUAUUACAUGAGCAGCUACAUGUUAGCACUGGCUUUCAUCGGCAAAGCCGCAUCCCUCCUCUUCUUUUUCUUAGCCUGGUGGAGUUACAUUCCUCCGGUAAGCAAGACGAUUGGCUCGAAUUCUCAAAAGGAGACCAAUACUGGUGCAAACAUUUCCUUGAUGCCGAACGACGCCACCAACGAUCUUCAAUUAACACCAACCACGAUCACACCUAUGACGGACGCGUAGAUUAAUAUCUAAUACAAUAUGAGAAGAAUAUCAUCAGCGAAUUUGAGCACGCUUGCGUGCACGCUAAUAAUAAAUGUGAUAACAUUUUCUACGAAACGUUCUGCGAGUUGAUACGUACGAUACGCAAUUCGUAUUUUACGUCGUACAACCUGUUAUUUUCUUUAAAACUCGUUAUCGUUCUCUUUCGAACAUUUACAUUUUUCUUUUCUUCUUUUCUUUUUCUUUUUCUCCUUUUUUUUUCUUUUUUUUUCUUUUUUUUUUGGUUUUUUUUUUUUUUUAAUGUAAAACAUCAUUUCGUUCUCACAAAUAUAUUCUUCUCAGUGACUCAGCGGAUUCGUUAAACUCGCUAUAAGCGUAAGAUAUUUGUGCAGUGUACAAAAUAUCUAUCUAUCUAUCGCCUUAUAAACCUACGAAACAUAUCCCUUGAAGAUACUUUUUUUUUCUUCUCUUUUUCUUCAACUUGGUAUACCGAUGCACGUGAUAUCGAUAUACAAUGUGCUCUUAGAUUCUCUCCGACCGUUUCCCUAAAUCGACCGAAUUUAGAUAGGUCGUAAAAUGAGCGAUCUAAAAGAGAUCUUUCAUUACGUCGAUCUCAUCGUAAAUAUUAUGAAUUCGACGGUGCUAUAUACGCUCUCUGCUAAAGCUUGUUCACUGCCGGUAUUUGAACCGUUCCAUGAUUAUUAGGAAAAAAAAAAGAAAACAUUAGAACAAAUGUUAAACCUCGGUGAAGAAAAUGACAAAAAAAAGAAAAAAAAAAAAAAAAAAAAAGAGAAAAAAGAAAAAAAGAAAAAAAGAAUAGAUACUAAUUGACUCGUUAACAUUGGAGUAUUACCAAAUUGCAGAAUACAUCGCGCAAGUGCACUUGUAAUAUUUCUAAUACUCGUUAAUCGAUAUCUAAAAAAUAAAAGAUCGAUCGAUUUUCGAUUUUCCUACCAUAGUACCAAUCUGUAUUGACAAAUAAUACGUACUGAAUGUUAUCAGAAAAAAAAAAAAAGAAAAAGUAAAAAGAAAGAAAAAAAAAAAAACUACAUAUUACGGAUGUUUGUACUACUCAUUGCAAAGUGCAAAGUGAUAUUUACGCUUAAAUAAUUAGCCACUACUACAGUGCUUGGAUAAAAAAGAAAAAAGAAAAAAAAAAAAAAAACAAUAGAAAUCGUAUAGCGUUUAAUCCGUAAAUGGUGUCGACGAAACUCAAUGUCACAUUUUUACCCUUUGUAAUAUAAAGAUUUGUAAUCCGACGGUGUAAUUUCUCUAUGUAGACGACGUGUAAACGCCUUUAUAUUAAUACGUUAUUAAUAUAAAAGUACGAUGCACUCGUCGGGAAUACAAAGUUGUUUGUAUCACGGAAGAUGGAAAAAUCAAAUCGAUGGUGUGAAAUGAAACGUUAUCGUAUAAGGUGUUUCACAUUUUUCUACGUUUAUAUCCGAGAGAUUCCUCUUAUUAUCUUUGGGACGUUAACUAUUCGUCUUUGAAUGAAAUGAUCGUUGCUCUUUUGUUAAGAGAAAGACGCUCGAUUCUAGGUACACGUAAGCGAUGUGUUCGAUGUUCGAUAAAAAAAAAAGAAAAUCGUCGUAAUAUCGUCGUCGAUUCGAUGAAAACGCUCGUCAAAAGUAGCUCAAUUAUAGGUACUUAUUUGUCUACCUACAUAUGCAUAUGUAUAUAAAACCUACCGUAAUAGAUUCGUUCUAUUUCUCUGUGCGAUUCGAUUCUUUAUCGUACGAAAUUUAUUAUCGAUUUAUAAUUGAAAUUAUUUUUUUUUUUUUUCAUUAUAACGAGCAAUCGAGGUGUACACGAUAGAUAUACGAGCGUUAUAUGUGUUACGAAUAAAGAGAUUGUAAGCUCUGUUA
This is a messenger RNA of Vespa crabro (European hornet), 5541 nucleotides long. It is a transcript of the gene Oatp26F, whose product is annotated as solute carrier organic anion transporter family member 4A1. The record is from RefSeq and is a predicted model, not a curated record. Lineage: Eukaryota; Metazoa; Arthropoda; Insecta; Hymenoptera; Vespidae. Gene Ontology annotation, cellular component: membrane. Gene Ontology annotation, molecular function: protein binding. The coding region runs from base 1526 to 3694 and encodes 722 amino acids. The transcript is spliced from 12 exons. Gene Ontology annotation, biological process: sodium-independent organic anion transport; transmembrane transport.